UUCACUUGUAAACAAAUGUGAAAUUAGCAAAUAAGUUUUUAAAAGUUCUUAAUAUGAAAGAAAAUCAAUACCAAAAUGAAAUACAUUUUAAGUUACUGUCCAAAUAUAUGUUUUAUUUUAUUUUUAGUUUGAGUUAUAAGAUUUUAUUUGUAUUUUAAUGUCUAUAAAGUAUAAGGACAUCAAAAGACACCUGUUCAGGAUUUUAUUUUGUUUAUUUACUUCCCCCCACUGUCGUAGCAUGACUGAAUAACAUAUUAAUGUCAGCAGGUCAUAACCAGAUGCCAAGCAUGGACCUGGAUACAGAAAAAUGCCUUCAGAAUUUAAUGUUUUGAAAGUACAGUGUAUUAAAGUCAGAGUGUAUGCACAAUGUGGUCAACCGAAGAUGAUGAUCUUGGUUUGAAUCCUUAUGAGAGUUUUAUGAAAAAGCAUCUCCAACACUAUGGCUACUUUACAGGUCGCAACCAAAACUAUCGCAAUGCAUUCCGAUCAUAUCAUGAAUGGGAAAAGAAUUAUGGGUAUGACAUUAACUCAAGUGAUUCUUCUGACUCGGAUAAUGAAAAAGAUAAUCAAGACAACAAGCUUCAAGAAGAGCUGCUUCGCACCACGCAACUUGUAUACAGUUACGAAGCUGGCCGGAUGGUUCCAAGGUUACGAGAACCCCGAAACCUGUAUGCCCUUGCGAAGGAACUCGGUCCCCAGCAGGCAGCAAGAUGGCCAUCUGACGUGCAGGUGGUCGACACUAAUGUAGCUCAUAUACGAUACAUUCCUCCCGAACCAGAGCCUUUCUACAAACAGACUGGCCUUGAGAGGACUCCUAUGGUGCGUGGUGAAGAGCAUGGUGGUCAGUGCGUGUUUAACUAUGAUCCCAAAAAUACAUUUUUUGUCAGAUCUAGAGUUGGUGGUGCUAAAGACACUUAUGAACAAUGCAGUGUUGAUGUCAACUCUCGAGAAGACACGACCCUAGUGUUUGAGUCCAGAUUUGAGAGUGGCAAUCUUGCUAAGGCUGUCAAAGUUGCUGAAUAUGACUAUGAACUGACACUGCGUUACGAUCUCUAUACAAACAAACACACCCAGUGGUUCUACUUCCGGGUGAAGAACACCCGGGCCAACGUCAAGUACAGAUUCAGCAUUGUUAACUUCAUCAAGUCUGACAGUUUAUACAACUGUGGAAUGAAGCCCGUGAUGUACAGUGAAAAGGAUGCACUACAGAAGAAGAUCGGUUGGGUGAGGACGGGGUUUGACAUCAAGUACUACAGGAACAACCUUAAGUAUGAGACUGCCAGAGGAGACCGCCCAUUCUACUCUCUGUCAUUUUCAGUGGUGAUGAACCACAACUAUGAUACUGUCUACUUCGCACAUUGUUACCCAUACACCUACACAAACUUGCAGGAUUAUUUGCUGGAGCUCGCAAACGAUCCAAUGAAAUCUCAGAUUUGCAAGCAGAGAGUUUUGUGUCGAACACUUGCUGGAAACCUGGUGUAUGUGCUCACUAUCACUUCACCGUCCACUAACCCAGAAGAUAUUAAGCACAAGAAAGCUGUGGUUCUGACAUCUCGUGUACACCCUGGUGAAAGCAAUGCUAGUUUUAUGAUGAAGGGCUUCCUAGACUACCUCACUGGACAUUCUGCUGAUGCCAAACUGCUGAGAGAUACAUUCAUCUUCAAGAUUGUUCCCAUGAUGAAUCCAGAUGGCGUGAUUGUCGGCAAUUACCGGUGCUCACUCACAGGUCGUGAUCUCAACAGAAACUAUAAGACUGUGCUCAAAGACUCGUACCCUUCUGUGUGGCAUACCAAAAACAUGAUCAGAAGGUUGUUGCAAGAGAGAGAGAUAGUUGUGUAUUGUGAUUUGCAUGGACACAGUCGGAAGAACAAUGUCUUCAUCUAUGGCUGCGAGAACCGCCACAAUCCUCAGCGCCGUCUGCGGGAACGGAUAUUUCCUUGCAUGCUGAACAAAAAUGCACCAGAUAAGUUCAGUUUUGAUCACUGCAAGUUCAAAGUUCAAAAGAGUAAAGAAGGAACUGGAAGAAUUGUCAUGUGGAACAUGGGCAUAAUGAAUAGCUACACAAUGGAGGCAACAUUCUGUGGGUCAUCGCUAGGAAAGAAGAAAGGUUUCCAUUUCUCAAUGGCCGACUACGAGGCCCUGGGAUACCAUUUCUGUGAUACCCUACUGGACUACUGCGAUCCUGAUAACAGCAAAUGUGUUCAUAUUCUUUCCAACUUGGAGGACAAACUGCGAAUGGAGAUCUUAGCCAAGAUGGAGAAGGAAGGAUUGAGUCCUACCGAAGAAAUUGACUUCAGUGACUAUUCAUCUGACCUUGAAUCAAGUGAUGGUGGUUCAGACAGCUCAGUAUCAGAUGGGCCUCCAGUUCAAUUCCAGCUUCCUCCAGCUAAACCUGCAAAGAAAAAGAAGAAGCUGAAAUCAAGAAAAGAGAGAGACAAACAGCUUGUGACAGAGAAGGAACAAAAGAAGGAAGCUCCUGUUGACAAGAAGUCUUCAGUUGGUGCACAGACAAAACCAGAAAAGUUCGCACCUACACCUCUUCGAUAUACAUCCAGCACACCAAAGCGCCCACGGUCUCAGGACGAGAGAACCAAUAAUGGGAUUCCUAUAUUUGCUCAGGAAAGAAGUGAGGAGCGGCAACAACGGAGGGUAUUUAGUGCUGACUCUCGUAUUAGGAGACUCUGUUCAGUAAAGACGGAUUAUUUAGAAGCACUGACGGAAGCAUAUCUCAAAAAUGGAAUCCCUUUGAUGAAUGAACAAGUUCCCCACCUUCGCUACUCAGGCACCAACAAAGCCUUUCCCAACAUACCUUUAUGUUUAGAGGGCCUCUGUCCGCAUCAUGAACAAGCAUAUGCCGAACAGUACGUCGCAUGUCAGCUGCAAAAUAUGCAGUAUGGAGACUCGUCAGCAGUGUCAAACCCAGAGUUUAAGGGUGGCAAGCUAAAGCGACUGAAGGAUAAGCGCCAGCAGGACAAGGAUUUGGCCCCCGUGUCGUCUACGCCGUUGGGAAAUUCCUACUUUAAGAUAUGGAAAAUACUGACUCGAAACCGUGACAAACAGUAUGAAGAUGAUUACUUGCGUUCACAGUCUGUCCAAAGUCCUUUGAAUCCACUGGACAGACGACAGCUGCCACGCCACCUGGUGGAGGUUUCUGCAGCUCAGCAAAGACAGCAGGAUUUAUUAAAACAGCAGGGAGAAAAAAAAAACUUCCUCAAACAACACCCCAAUCCAUUUGAUGAGAAAUUUGAAACAAGAAAAGAUCGCACUAAGUCUCGUAUUCCAUCUGCUACCUUUGUCAGCUAUGACACGUACAACAGUGAGACGAGUAUGUUUGGAGAUGACACUGCCAACCAAGAUGAGACACAAGACAGAGGGUCGCAUUGCAAUUCUACGAGAAGUCACAGAACGAAGAGUGGAAGGAAAAGUAGAAUGGGAAUGCAUGAAGGAAUGCGUGAUGAGGAAGAAAACAUGAAUGUGAGCCUGAUGUUGAACUCCAGUGACACCAUCAACAUGUCGACAACAUUCCCUUCUUCUACUGCUCGAGGGGUGUCAGAAACCAAGCUGUUUCGGGCCAACUCGGAUAUCAAGUAUAAUGAUGACGGUCGAAGGAAGUCUGCACGCGAGAUAAUGCGCUCAAGUGUUUGCUCAAUCCGCAGUGACAGUGCAAACCCGACUAAUGAGUCGUACAUUAAUAAACUGAUGAAGGAAACGAAUGAUGAGAUAGAAAGCUUGACCACAGAACUUCGAGGAGACAUUGAGAAGAAAAAAAUGACUGCAGAAAUACAGCAAGAAGCCAAACAAUUACAAGAGAAAGUGCCAAUACCACAUACAAACAGUGCUGAACAUUUGAUGCCGAAUGACAAAGAGCAUUAUGAUAACUUUUCUACAAAAUGUGACCUGAACUCCACAUCGGCCCCAGAGUUGAUUGCCAACAGCACCGAACAGUCGGUGAAGCUGAACUCUGUGCCGCUGAGAAGACAGAUGACACACUCUAACAGCAGGGAGUUUCAAGGCAUGCACAGACUGUACAGCCUUGACCUGCAAGAGAACUCGGUCCCAGGGGAAGAGUUUGACGGCUUCCAAGAGGACGGAUUGCAAGUGAACAGCCAUGACCAUAGACCACCCGAUACUCCACCAGCAGGCCAUGCUAGGUCUGCCAAGUGUAGCUCACGGCAAGUUCUUGAAGCCAUCCCCACCAAAAUCUCCUUGAUGAUUUGCCGUGACCACCAUGACACACAACGAAACACCUCAUCAAUUUUUCGCAAUGGACGUUCACCAUUUUAUAGAACUCAUAAUGUCAAGCGAAAAUAGUGCCACUCACUGCUAACAGAAUUAUGUACCUGUGUAAACUUGUGUUAGGUAAACGCUGACAAUUUACCUAUUAUGUACCUGUGUAAACUAUGUCAGGUAAACCUGACAACUGACUGUGUUUUCAGAUUUCCAAGUUGAAUCACGGAAUGGUGUUGUUAAUGAAGCACUAAAGGAAGACAGUUGUUAACAACUUACUUUGGCGGUGAUGCCGUUUACUGGGAGUUAAUAUAGACAUUAUUAUUCAACAAUACUUUUUAUUUUAUUCAUAUUGGAAAACAGCACUUAUAUAGUACUGACUUGUUUCCCAACCAAACCAAUAAUCCGUCCAGUUUUUAUUAUUAUGGUAUCUCCAAGUUAUAUAUUUUUAAACAUACUAACUUUUAUAUCUGAAUUAUAUGUUUAAUGUGUACUAAUGGCGUUAAAAACAAUUCAUUUUAAACCAUUAUAUACGUGAGUUGACAUCAUUCAUUGAUGAAUGAAUGGACAAUUUGGUCUCAGUGUGGACUGUGUGAAAAGAAUACAUAAAUGAGUAUUACAAUAUACUGCUGAUGUGUAGUAUUCGUGUAAAAGUAACUUUUUAAUAACUGAUGAUGAUUGUGAUAUUCACAAUCACAUUAAAACUUUGUGUUAAUUAUGAAAGUAUGAAUUUAAAAAUUAGAGUUUUCUUGUGUUUCUGAUUUUAUACUGGUCUUAUUAUGCAGUGUGUUCAUUAGUAGGUGGCAGGCAGUGAUUUUUGGCAGCAUUUGUUGUCACUACCACUGCCUGUUUUUCAUACUUGCAGAGAGAGAAAAACCUCUCUGCAUUUAGUAAAUACUACCACCUAUUUUUCUCAAUUAGGCUUCUAUUUUUAAAGAUAAUGAACGAUUGAACGCUGAGUUAAAUUUCCUUUAAGCCUAGAUUUACAGUAGUAAAACAAUGACUAUACUAACAAUGGUAGAUUGACAUAUUGUUAUAUUUACAUUGUCUCAUUUUCAUAGCUGUAAAAACUGUUGAGUUAGAUUCAUGAGGGGGAGGAAAUCUAUGGUUACCAGAAAACUUGCUAAAUAUUAGUCCAAAGAUAAACGAAAAAUUAUAUGCAAAAUUAUGUAAUAAUAUCUGUGAUAAAAUACUACAAACUGCUCAGGUUUGAAAGUAUGCAAUAUUUGUUUUCAUUGAAGACCUAACUUUAGUUACAGACUGGCUUAGCUAGAAAAUACUUAGAUGCAUACUCAUAAGCGUAUGAGGCACGAGGGGGAGAGGAGGGAGAUUUGGCGCGCCCCCCCCCCCCCCCCCCCCCGAAA
This is a messenger RNA of Gigantopelta aegis, 5591 nucleotides long. RefSeq names its product cytosolic carboxypeptidase 2-like. Bases 367 to 4311 code for a protein of 1314 amino acids. Gene Ontology annotation, molecular function: metallocarboxypeptidase activity; zinc ion binding. The record is from RefSeq and is a predicted model, not a curated record. The transcript has 35 exons. NCBI's taxonomy places the organism in Eukaryota, Metazoa, Mollusca, Gastropoda, Neomphalida, Peltospiridae. Gene Ontology annotation, biological process: proteolysis.